This is a messenger RNA of Lolium perenne, 644 nucleotides long. Lineage: Eukaryota; Viridiplantae; Streptophyta; Magnoliopsida; Poales; Poaceae. The record is from RefSeq and is a predicted model, not a curated record.
UCAUCAUCCCGAACGACAAAGAGUAAGUUUAAUUUUGAACAUCAAUUGGACAUAUGACAAGGGGGUUCGCCAGCCGUCGAGCAUGAUUGGAGCUCUUAUUAGGCAGUAUUGGCCGGGCUUUUACACUCCGGUCCCCGGCGGCGAGAAGAAGCUAGCCGAGACUUGGGCGGACUAUGAGGCAGCUCCUUGCCCGGGCUUUGGGAAAGCUUCUGACGCCGUGUACACGAAGUUUUGGACCCAUUAUAAGGUGCCUGAUGAUAUGGUUGAGCAAGGGAAGGCGGUACUGACUAGGGCUUGUCAGAGGUUGACAAGGCAACAGUGGUACAAUCAGAAGCAUACCUGCAUCGGGCACUUCAAGGCUGAGCAGGGCACGAGGGUCAAGAAAGCUGACAAUAUCAGGGACGAUACUCAGCUGACGAAGGAAGAUUACUUGAAGGUAAGUAAAUAUUCAAUGAGACUCUAUGUUGCUGCAUAGUUGGGAUUGCAUUAUGUGUUCUUCAAAUGAGUUUUGGUUUUUCAGGUUAUGCCCCUAUGGUGCGAGAAUAAGGAAGACGCAUUUGAGGCCUUGGUAGCGAGGUGGGUUGGCGAAGACGCCGACUUCAACGCCAAGAGCGCGCGCAACAAGGCAAACCGGGGCACCGGAG